This is a messenger RNA of Sinocyclocheilus anshuiensis, 902 nucleotides long. It is a transcript of the gene nudt6, whose product is annotated as nudix (nucleoside diphosphate linked moiety X)-type motif 6. The record is from RefSeq and is a predicted model, not a curated record. The transcript has 6 exons. Bases 1 to 825 code for a protein of 274 amino acids. Gene Ontology annotation, molecular function: NAD binding; NADH pyrophosphatase activity; ADP-ribose diphosphatase activity. Lineage: Eukaryota; Metazoa; Chordata; Actinopteri; Cypriniformes; Cyprinidae.
AUGACUCGGUCAUGUCAGCUGGGUUCUGCAGGGUCUCCUCCGGGUUCCGCGGGGUCUCCUCCGUGUUCGGGCAGCGCAGGUUCGGUUCGAGACUUUCCGCAGGACAUCAAGGACGAGUUUACCGAGCUGCUGCGGGUGUCUCUCUGUCGGUGGCGGUCAGACGGACGGGUCGCAGCAUGGCUGUAUGUUCCCAUCGCUCUCAGCAGACUGUCUGCGGCGGCGGCGCGUCUCGGCUUCGGCUUCCAUCACGCUCGGAGAGACGCGGCCGUUCUCAGCCUGUGGCUCGGACCGGGAGAGGACAGACUGCCUGCGUUCGCCACACAUCAAGUAGGAGUCGCUGGUGCUGUUGUGGACGAAUCCAACGGCAAAGUACUUGUUGUUCAGGACAGAAAUAAGACGAAGAAUGCUUGGAAGUUUCCCGGUGGUCUGUCAGAUCUUGGAGAAAACAUCGACGAGACGGCCAUCCGGGAGGUUUUUGAAGAAACCGGAGUCCGAUCCCAGUUCCGAUCUCUCCUCAGUAUCCGUCAGCAGCACAAGCUCCCGGGAGCGUUCGGGAUGUCCGACAUGUACCUGAUCUGCAGACUCAGCCCGCUCUCCCACCAUAUCAACCUCUGCACUCAAGAGUGUCUGUGCUGCGAAUGGCUCGAUCUGUCUGAACUCGCCGAGACCAGCGAGACCACGCCGAUCACGAGCCGCAUCGCCACACUUCUGCUGUACGGACUGAACAACGGUUUCCACAACAUCGACCUCACAAUGAAGCAGCUGCCGGCCGUAUAUUGCGGCUCGUUCUAUCAGCUGUACCACAGACGACUGCCAGAGGUGUAGAGACGUUAUAGAGCAGCACUACACUGCACUAAAUCAUGUGUUUUGUUUUCUAGUACAAAUAUCUAAACCUUCCUAAA